Molecule: messenger RNA, 1257 nt
Organism: Hibiscus syriacus
Lineage: Eukaryota; Viridiplantae; Streptophyta; Magnoliopsida; Malvales; Malvaceae
Product: probable F-box protein At4g22030
Exons: 1
Coding region: 1-1254 (417 amino acids)
Source: RefSeq, a predicted model, not a curated record
AUGGCUACUUUACAUGUUUUUAACUUUCUUGUAUCUUCUUCUUCAAAACAAAUUCAUGCCGUCAUGUUCGUCCCAAAGCUCCCAUCGAUAAAGUUUUCAUCUCUUAAAUUGAAACCCAAGAUAUUGUCUCAAAAAUCGAAGACGGGAGACGAGUUCAUCACCACAAUCCCAAUCGAAAAAAAAGUUAACGAGACACUAUCGUUUCAAACGAACUCAUCUAUUUCAAUGGCUACCUUACAACAACUUUAUGUACUGUUAGAGGCGGUAGCUGAUAGAGUGGAGAUGCAUAAAAACGUUGGAGAACAACGAGAUAACUGGAACACCCUUCUACUUGAUUCUAUUAACAUGAUGACUCUCACUGCAACAACCAUGGCCGGUGUUGCUGCUGCGACUGGCAACGGUGGCGCUGGGAUUUCUCUUUUAGGUUUGAAGUUAGCAUCCUCCAUCAUGUUUUUAUCGGCCACCGGAAUGUUGGCGUUGAUGAACAAGAUUCAACCCUCACAGCUUGUUGAAGAGCAACGUAAUGCGACGAGAUUGUUUAAGCAGCUUGAAAACCAAGUGAAAACCCUAGUUGCCGUUGGUUCACCCACCCAAGAUGAUGUGAAUGAUGCUAUGGAGAAAGUGUUGGCACUUGACGAAGCUUACCCUCUUCCUUUGCUGGGUGUAAUGCUUGAAAAGUUUCCGGAGAAUUUACAGCCUGCUGUUUGGUGGCCUAGAAACAAAGCGAAGCAGUUGAAUGGAGAGGUGAAAAACAACAAUGGGUGGACCAAGGAGUUGGAAAUGGAAAUGAGGGAAGUGGUUAAGGUGAUCAAGAGAAAAGACAGUGAAGAUUACGAGAGAUUAGGCAACAAAGCAUUGAAGAUAAACAAAAUUUUAGCUAAAUCAGGGCCAAUACUAACUGGAAUUGCAGCUCUAGCCAUGGGGUCUUCCAAUGAAACUUGGGCAGCAAUCAUGGCGGGUGUUGCAGGAGCUUUAGCUUCAACAGUUAACACGUUGGAGCACGGUGGGCAGGUGGGUAUGGUGUUCGAGAUGUAUAGGAACAACGCUGGGUUCUUUAAACAUUUGCAGGAAUCUAUUGUAUCAACGUUGGAUGAAAGUGACGUGGAAAAAAGAGAAAAUGGAGAGUUGUUUGAAAGGAAGGUGGCAUUGGCAUUGGGAAGAAGCUUAUCAGAACUGAGAGAGCUUGCCAAAAACUCCAGAUGUUGCCGUGUAGAAGGAGACCCCAUUGAUGAAUUUGCAAGCAAGCUGUUUUGAUCA